AUGUCACUGUACCAAAAGGCGGCCAAAUGUCGCUGUACUAAUAGGCCGAAUGCCACUACUUGUAAACUAGAUGUAACUGUACCUAUUGGCCAAAUGUCACUGUACCGAAAGGCCAAAUGUCAUUGUACCAAUAGGCCAAAUGCCACUACUUGUCAGCUAGAUGUCACUGUACCUAUUGGCCAAAUGUCACUAUACCAAAAGGCCAAAUGUCACUGUACUAAUAGGCCAAAUACCACUACUUUUCAGCUUGAUGUAACUGUACCUAUUGGCCAAAUGUCACUGUACCAAAAGGCCAAAUGUAACUGUACUAAUAGGCCAAAUGCCAUUACUUGUCAGCUAGAUGUAACUGUACCUAUUGGCCAAAUGUCACUGUACCAAAAGGCCAAAUGUCACUGUACUAAUGAGCCAAAUGCCACUACUUGUCAACUAGAUGUAACUGUACCUAUUGGCCAAAUGUCACUGUACCAAAAGGCGGCCAAAUGUCAUUGUACUAAUAGGCCGAAUGCCACUACUUGUCAGCUAGAUGUCACUGUACCUAUUGGCCAAAUGUCACUGCCAAAUGCCACUACUUGUCAGCUAGAUGUAACUGUACCUAUUGGCCAAAUGUCACUGUACCAAAAGGCCAAAUGUCACUGUACUAAUGAUCCAAAUGCCACUACUUGUCAAAUAGAUGCCAAAUGUCACUGCACUAAUGAGCCAAAUGCCACUACCUGUCAGCUAGAUGUAACUGUACCUAUUGGCCAAAUGUCUCUGUACCAAAAGGCCAAAUGUCACUGUACCAAAAGGCCAAAUGCCACUACUUGUCAGCUAGAUGUAACUGUACCUAUUGGCCAAAUGUCACUGUACUAA
Molecule: messenger RNA, 849 nt
Organism: Physella acuta
Lineage: Eukaryota; Metazoa; Mollusca; Gastropoda; Physidae
Source: RefSeq, a predicted model, not a curated record